AUGGUGUUGCCAAAGGCCAGGGCUUUCCUAUGGAUUGUGCUUCAUGAAAAGAUACUAAUGGGGGAUAGACUUAAAGUCAUUGGAAUUCAAGGACCAAAUUGGUGUUUCCUUUGUAAGUCUGAAGAAGAAACAUCAAAUCAUCUCCUCUACAAAUGCCCAUUCUCAGAAGCCUGCUGGAAUUGGUAUUUGGAUAUGGUCGGUUUGAGCUUAGCAAAGAAUGAAACUUUGAAAGAUUUCUUGAUUGCUUGGCCUUCUUCAAAAUCAUCGAAAUGGAGCACGUUAUGGAUAAUUAGGCUAGCAAUGAUCGCAUGGCACAUAUGGAAGGAAAGGAACAAAAGAAUAUUCAAGGAAGUGGAAAGAUCACUGGAAGCUGUCAGGGAAGGUAUUAAAAUCGCAAUUGAAGAAGUCGUCAAUGGAAAAUCACUAUCAGCUAGAUACGUCAAGUUAACGGAUUGGGAUAAAGAGAUGGAAAAGAAGUGGGAGUUCAAGAGAAUUGAUAUAAACCAAGCUAAAAAGGCUGUUGACAGGAAAGCAUUCAUUGGAAGAGACCCCCCAAAGGGUGGGUAA
This is a messenger RNA of Cryptomeria japonica (Japanese cedar), 567 nucleotides long. RefSeq lists its product as uncharacterized. The coding region runs from base 1 to 567 and encodes 188 amino acids. The transcript has a single exon. The record is from RefSeq and is a predicted model, not a curated record. Lineage: Eukaryota; Viridiplantae; Streptophyta; Pinopsida; Cupressales; Cupressaceae.